AUGUUUAAAAUUUUUGCAUCGAAAGCACAAACAUUCAAACCCAAGAAAUCAAUUAAAAAGGGUACCAAACAAUAUGAAUUACAUCAAAAAAUAAAAGAAACUCUUGGAUCAGGUGACCUAAGAGAUGCAAUCAAAUUACCACCCAAUGAAACUUUACAUGAGUGGUUAGCUGUAAAUACUAUAGACUUUUUCAAUCAAGCUAAUCUGUUGUAUGGAUCGAUCACAGAGUUUUGUACAACUAAAGUGUGUCCAGUGAUGUCUGCCGGACCACAAUACGAAUUCUUGUGGGCAGACGGCAAAGACAUAAAGAAACCUGUUAGAGUGGCUGCACCUGUGUACAUCGAUUAUCUGAUGACUUGGAUACAAAACACUUUGGAGGAUGAAGAGAUAUUCCCAUUGAAACAAGAGGUUGAAAUGCCAAAGAAUUUCUUACCGACCGUAAAGACUAUUUUUAAGAGAUUGUUUAGAGUGUACGCACAUAUUUAUUAUUCACACAUGGAUAGAGUAGGUCCAUUAGGAGUUGAAGCUCAUUUAAAUACUUGUUUUAGACACUUUUAUUUAUUUAUCAAAGAAUUCAAUUUGGUAGAUAAGAAAGAGAUGGCACCAUUACAACAUCUAAUCGAUAAGAUAAAUGGUAGAAAAGAUUAA
Messenger RNA from Heterostelium album PN500, 648 nucleotides. RefSeq names its product Mob1/phocein family protein (gene mobC). The record is from RefSeq and is a predicted model, not a curated record. Gene Ontology annotation, molecular function: protein kinase activator activity. NCBI's taxonomy places the organism in Eukaryota, Evosea, Eumycetozoa, Acytosteliales, Acytosteliaceae. Gene Ontology annotation, cellular component: cytoplasm; nucleus. Gene Ontology annotation, biological process: positive regulation of protein phosphorylation; signal transduction. The transcript is spliced from 5 exons. Bases 1 to 648 code for a protein of 215 amino acids.